ACGGACCCAGCAGUCCCGGAUCAGUAAGCGGCAGCUGGGGGACCGAAAGCGUUGCUGCUCCGCUGUAGUCCACGCCCCCUUCCUCCGCUCAAGCGACUGCCUCUGCGCAAAGAAAGGUUUGUGGUUUCUGGAGAGCACCUAGCGCCGCCACCGCGCUUCUGCCGUAGAUCCGGCCCAGGUUGACGAAAGACACGGUGAGCCAGCCCCUCUCCCCUAGGCAACCCACACAACCCGGGGUCUGAAGAUGCUGAGAUCAAUGUGGAAUUUUCUGAAACGUCAUAAAAAGAAAUGCAUCUUCCUGGGCACAGUCCUUGGAGGAGUAUAUAUCCUGGGAAAAUAUGGACAGAAAAAAAUUAGAGAAAUACAAGAAAGAGAAGCUGCAGAAUACAUUGCCCAGGCUCGGCGACAGUACCAUUUUGAAAGUAACCAGAGGACUUGCAAUAUGACAGUGCUGUCCAUGCUGCCAACACUGAGAGAGGCCUUAAUGCAGCAGCUCAACUCGGAGAGUCUAACAGCUUUGUUGAAAAACAGGCCUUCAAAUAAGCUGGAAAUAUGGGAGGACCUAAAGAUAAUAAGUUUCACAAGAAGUAUUGUAGCUGUAUAUAGCACGUGUAUGCUGGUGGUUCUUUUGCGAGUCCAGUUAAACAUAAUUGGUGGAUAUAUUUACCUGGAUAAUGCAACAGUUGGCAAAAAUGGCACUACUGUUCUUGCUCCUCCAGAUGUACAGCAGCAGUAUUUAUCAAGUAUCCAGCACCUUCUUGGAGAUGGCCUGACAGAGUUGGUCACUGUCAUUAAACAAGCUGUACAGCGGAUCUUAGGAAGUGUUUCUCUUAAACAUUCCUUGUCUCUUUUGGACUUGGAGCAAAAACUAAAAGAAAUCAGAAUUCUUGUUGAGCAACAUCAGUCUUCUUGGAAUGAUAAAGAUGUGUUCAAGUCGUCACUGUGCCAGUACAUGAUGCCAGAUGAGGAAACACCGUUGGCAGCUCAGGCCUAUGGGCUUUCUCCCAGAGAUAUUACCACUAUUAAACUUCUCAAUGAGACAAGAGACAUGCUGGAUAGUCCAGAUUUUAGUACAGUUCUGAAUACCUGUUUAAACAGAGGCUUCAGUCGACUUCUAGACAACAUGGCAGAAUUCUUUCGACCCACUGAACAGGACCUACAACAUGGUAACUCCAUAAACAGCCUGUCCAGUGUCAGCCUGCCUUUAGCUAAGAUAAUUCCCAUAGUGAACGGACAGAUCCAUUCAGUUUGCAGUGAGACACCUAGUCAUUUUGUGCAGGAUCUGCUGAUGAUGGAGCAAGUGAAAGACUUUGCUGCUAAUGUGUACGAAGCGUUUAGUACCCCCCAACAACUGGAGAAAUGACUGUCUUCUUUCCAGAGAAACUAAAGCGGGGUCAUCUACAUUAAAAAGCACUCUGAAUAAAUCACCUAUACCUAGAGUGACAAUUUGCAACCAAAUGCCUAAUAAAAUAUAUUCUUAAGCAAAGUCUUCAUUUCAUAAUGAAGUAGAUUCAUUUAGCACCUUACUGUAUUUUUAAUCAGCAGUCUACUUCAUCAGGUGUAUCUAACUGGUGCACAGAUUACAUCAGGAUCAAUCAUGAGUUCUUACCGUCUGGAUAGCUGAUCCAAACCAAUAGGUACUUUUAUACGUACAUGGAAUGGAAUGUGCUGUCCUUUCACCCAUAGAAUGAGGGGAAAUACGUCUUGAAAAGUAGAUCUAGGAUGUGUGGACUCUGAAAUUAGGAUGUUUAACUAAUUAUGAAGUUUCCUGGACUCUGAAGUGAGCAAGAGCAAGCCAGAUUCUCUCCAGCCACCCUUAGAAGGCACAUGUGAUUGGCUCACACAUACCGGCCAGAGGGCUUGCCAUCUGGAAAUCAGUGGAUUUAACUCCUAUUUCUUUUCUUCACUGUUGUUUCUUCGGUAUUUAUUUGCAGCAUUUGCUAAAGCUUUGUUAGCAACCCUCAGGAGGUUGCAUAUAGAUUUUCAGGCUAAUGUUACGUUGUUUACUGACAAUUAUUAAUAACUACAGAGAUUUAUUCAUUUGUGUAUAAAUUUAAUAACUUUGUAUUGAUUUUGAGUAUAACUUGUUGCAAUAAACUAUUUUAAUAAAA
Grammomys surdaster is the source of this 2111-nucleotide messenger RNA. RefSeq names its product peroxisomal biogenesis factor 3 (gene Pex3). Bases 245 to 1363 code for a protein of 372 amino acids. Gene Ontology annotation, biological process: protein import into peroxisome membrane. The record is from RefSeq and is a predicted model, not a curated record. Gene Ontology annotation, cellular component: peroxisomal membrane. The transcript has 12 exons. Gene Ontology annotation, molecular function: protein-macromolecule adaptor activity. NCBI's taxonomy places the organism in Eukaryota, Metazoa, Chordata, Mammalia, Rodentia, Muridae.